GAACAUGACAGUAUCGAGCCAGGCCUGGCAGCUAGCUUGUUCGCACCGUAUAGGUACGUCAGGAGUUUCAUUUUCUGCUCGAGUCUUGCGGGAAAAAAGGCUGCGAUCGCGCGAGCAGCGGAGCCUCGCACAAAACCGGACGUGCCGAGGCUCUCUGAAGUGCAACAUGCGUUCUUACGGUGACUUGUACCAGCGGUAAUUCCGUGGAGGCCCGUCAAACGGUGUGGCGGGGAUCUAACAUGCGAGGCAUUCGAAGGGGAAUAAUCUAACGGCUACUACGUGGAGUACGUUCGAAGAAUAUUCGCAAAAAUGACCAAGAGAUUCGAAUUCAAUUGGCAGGUCGAGGUCCCGGAACCUCUGCGUACGGGAUGCGUAUUUGAUCGCUGGUCAGAGGAGAAAGAUAACACGGAAAUUGAAUUGAAUUGUACGUUUAAGGUUGAUGAAUAUGGAUUCUUCAUUUAUUGGCAAAGCGAAGGGAAGGAUGGCGAUGUUAUCGAACUCUGCCAAGUCAGCGAUAUUCGAGCAGGGGGUGUACCUAAGGAUCCAAAGUUGUUUGACAAACUCUGCAGCAAGCAUGGUGAACAACUGGAAGAUAAAAGUUUAACUAUCUGCUCUGGGGUUGACUACACCAAUAUCAAUUAUCAACAUGUCGUGUGUCCUGAUCCUGUGACGGCUAAGACAUGGCUGGAUGGAAUAAGAUCCAUUACUCAUAACGUCAAGGCGAAUAACGUGUGUCCGUUAACGUGUCUAAAAAAACAUUGGAUGAGGUUGAGAAUGCUGGUCGAUCCAAAUGGUAAAGUUCCGGUAAAAGUUGUUGCGCGGACUUUCGCGUCCGGAAAAACGGAAAAGCUUGUUUAUCAGUGUCUGUCUGAUUUAGGAUUACCUAGUGGAAAGAAUGAUGUAAUUGAACCAACUGACUUUACCUUUGAUGCAUUCUAUGCACUCUAUCACAAGAUAUGUCCACGGAAUGAUAUAGAGGAGCUAUUUCAGUCGAUAACACAGGGAAAAGCUGAUACUAUCAACUUGGAGCAACUGAUAACGUUUCUUAAUGAAAAACAAAGAGAUCCCACUUUGAAUGAAAUUCUGUAUCCUCUUUAUGAUGAAAAGAGGGCUCUGGAGAUCAUAAAUGAUUACGAGCAGAACGAAACAUCAAAAAAACAAAAAAUAAUGACCAAGGACGGAUUCAUCAGAUAUUUAAUAUCUGAUGAAAAUGCUCCAGUAUUUUUGGAUAGAUUGGAUGUCUACAUGGACAUGGAUCAACCCCUAUCACACUAUUAUAUCAAUUCAAGUCAUAAUACCUAUUUAAGCGGCAGACAAUUCGGUGGAAAAAGUAGUGUUGAAAUGUAUAGACAAGUGUUACUAGCUGGAUGCAGAUGCGUAGAACUGGAUUGCUGGGAUGGCAAAGGAGAGGACGAAGAGCCUAUAAUAACACAUGGAAAAGCAAUGUGUACAGACAUACUGUUUAAAGAUGUGAUAUAUGCAGUGAGAGACACGGCUUUUGUCACAUCAGAAUAUCCGGUUAUUCUCAGUUUUGAGAAUCACUGCAGCAAAGGUCAACAAUUCAAAUUGGCAAAAUAUUGUGACGAAAUCCUUGGAGAUCUGUUGUUGAAAGAGCCGCUAAAAGAAUAUCCGCUGGAACCAGGUGUACCCCUCCCCUCUCCGAAUAUGCUGAGGCGUAAAAUCCUCAUAAAAAAUAAAAGGUUAAAACCCGAAGUCGAGAAGCAGGAAUUAGAACUCUUCAAGCAAGGACAAUUUGUUAUUGAAGAUGAGGUCAAGGAGGAUGCAAGUGCACCCCCUGCAGUUGCAGCAGUUGUCGAACAACAGCCGGUAAAGGAGGAAGUGGUUGUUGUCGAAUCAGUCACAUCUGGUAGCGUUGCUACUCAACAGCUACAACAACAAACUGUUGUGCCUGCUGGUCUUGGAGAGAGCUUGGAAUUGGCUGUUGUGCAACCGUACACAGGAAGUACAACAAAUGUGCACCCCUGGCUUUCAUCUAUGGUGAAUUAUGCUCAGCCUAUCAAAUUUGCAGGAUUCGACGUUGCAGAAAAAAAAAAUAUUCAUUAUAAUAUGUCGUCCUUCGCGGAAACUGCCGGACUUAAUUAUUUGAAGACAUCUGCUAUUGAGUUCGUUAAUUAUAAUAAGAGACAAAUGAGUCGAAUCUAUCCCAAAGGCACAAGAGCAGAUUCUUCGAAUUACAUGCCACAGGUUUUCUGGAACGCCGGCUGUCAGAUGGUGUCGUUGAAUUUUCAAACUGCUGAUCUGCCAAUGCAGUUAAAUCAGGGAAAAUUCGAAUACAAUGGUUCCUCUGGAUAUUUAUUAAAACCAGAUUUCAUGAGACGCGCUGAUAGGAACUUUGAUCCUUUCGCAGAAAGUCCUGUCGAUGGAGUAAUAGCCACUCAGUGUAGCGUACAGGUAAUUGCUGGCCAAUUUCUGUCGGACAAAAAGGUCGGUACUUAUGUAGAAGUAGAAAUGUACGGUCUACCAACAGACACAAUAAGAAAGGAAUUUCGGACUCGAGUCGUGCCGGCUAAUGGCUUGAAUCCAGUAUACAAUGAAGAACCGUUUCUCUUUCGGAAAGUUGUUUUACCAGAUUUAGCAGCUCUACGAUUUGCUGUUUACGACGAAUCCAAUGGAAGGCUUCUCGGUCAGAGAAUCGUCCCAUUGGAUGGUCUCCAGUCAGGCUAUCGCCACAUUGCUCUUCGUACCGAAGCCAACUUCCCAAUGUCACUUCCUAUGCUCUUCUGCAAUAUUGAGAUAAAGAUUUAUGUGCCCGAUGGAUUUCAAGAAUUUAUGGAAGCACUAUCGGCACCGCGAACUUCCGGCAAAACUGAAGCUAUAGCGCAACGAAAAAUGCGCGGUUUAGGAAUAGAAGAAAGCGACAGUAAGAUGCACGGAGAUUUAAUGCCACAUCACCACGAAGCAGCGAAACCUCGAGAGGAAAUGAAGUUUGAGCCUAUAACCGUCGAAUCUCUACGAAUGGAGAAAGGCUUCCAAAAGAUUUCGCGGAAGCAGCAGAAGGAGUUGGAGUCUUUAAGAAAGCGACAUCAGAAGGAAAAAGUGACAGUCCAGAAACAGCAAUGCGCAGCAAUAGAAAAAAUUAUCAAGGGCAAAAACAAGGCUGAAUUAUCAAGGGAUCCGACUGUACGGAAUGCAGUAUCUGAACAAACCGCACAGUGGACACGUCUGGCUGAGAGACAACGACGUGAAGAGCGAGAAAUGAUACAUGCACACCUUGAAGAGCGACGAAUACAGCUGCGCAAACUUUGUACUGCUGCUCAGUUAACACAGCUGAAACAAUUGACCGCGCGACACGAGCGCGAAAUCAAGGAGAUGAAUGCAAGACAAGCAAGACUCUCUGUAGAGAGCAUGAGAGAAGUAAUGAACGACAAGACCUUAAAAACUCGUGGCAUUAAGGAAGGCCGGCUCAGGGAGAAACAGCAAAACAACACGAAGAAGUUCAUGGAAGAGCGUAAAAUCGCUCAAAUGAUUCAAAAUAGAGAAAAGGACAAGCUCAAGGUGAUCCACGAUAAGCAACUCGAGGAACUUCAGAAGGACGUAAAUGCGGUACUGGAAAUGUAUAAGAACGAGAAGAUUGAAUACGACCUGGGCCCUAAGACCGAAUUUUACGUGUAAAUCGCGCGCACGCUUAACGUACCAUUUUAACUAUAGCGGUGUUCUUAAGAUAAUUAUAAUUAUUUGUUAACUAUUGGAAUUGGGAUCAAAUCUAACAGCGAUUUUUCUUCAGCCCGUUUCGAUGCCAUGAAAGAAGCGGGAAUGUGUAGUCCUUCAUACUACCUAAUAUUUUUUUAUAAGAGUCUCAUCGCGCAAUAGAUCGAUCCUCGUUGCACCUUGAAUAUGUAAUUCUGGAUAGAGGGCCAUAUCCAAUUUGGAGAAUAUUUUUUAGACUAUAAGUAGUCAAUAAUGUGAUCUAGUCAAUCUUUAGGUAACGUGUGAAUGAUCACGAUACGAUUCUAGUGUCCAUUUUAUAUCUUCUAUAUUUUUCAACUGUUAUUACAUGCCAAAUUCUAUUGAGAGCACACGUGUCCUCCUCGAUUUUGUCAUCGUGUUGAUUCGCGAUGUGACAAAUUCGAAUUUCUUUAUUAAGAUUCCGUACAAUUAUUUAAAAAAAUAUUUCAGACAGCCGCGAAUAUUGGUUUUCUCAAAAAUCUAUAACGCAUACAUAUUUAUAAAGUUUUAUGACCUGUUAUCGAGUUUCUUACCUUUUGAAAAAGAUUUUGAAGAACAUUUUAUCUUUAACUGAGACCAGUAAGUUUCAAUACGUACAAGAAUUGUUUCAAGAUUUGAAAUUCGUCUUUUCGCAAAAUAUCUCACGAGAUUUCGGGAGCAUUUUUUAUUAAAUUUUAUUUUUCAACUUUUCAACAAGCCAAUUUUUAGUGUUUAUUCGUUUUUUCGAAGGAACUUUACACUCUUGUUAUUUUGUACCGAAAUCCUCUAUAGUUCUCAAUUAAAGUCAAACCGUGAAAUGCAUUGCUCGUACUUCUUGAAUACUUUUUCUUCCAUUUUUCUAAAAAGAAAUCAUCUAAAUGAAAUGGAUAGAAAUCUUUUAAUGCAUGAAAAAUCCACGACAGAUCGGAUCUGAAAGUCGUUGUAUAUAACGUAACAAGCAGAGUAUAGAUUAAUUAUUCUAAUCUAUAUAGAUACUGUUGUUUUCUCCAUAUAAUGUUAUAUACAUGGAUUAUUAUUUUAGCCUGUAUAUUGGAUGAAAAAGAGGUAAUUGAAAUAAAGUGGCAAAAUAAAUGUUCACUGCAUUAAUA
Messenger RNA from Cephus cinctus (wheat stem sawfly), 4775 nucleotides. Its product is annotated as 1-phosphatidylinositol 4,5-bisphosphate phosphodiesterase. Bases 310 to 3633 code for a protein of 1107 amino acids. Gene Ontology annotation, biological process: phosphatidylinositol-mediated signaling; lipid metabolic process. The transcript is spliced from 20 exons. The record is from RefSeq and is a predicted model, not a curated record. Gene Ontology annotation, molecular function: calcium ion binding; phosphatidylinositol-4,5-bisphosphate phospholipase C activity. NCBI's taxonomy places the organism in Eukaryota, Metazoa, Arthropoda, Insecta, Hymenoptera, Cephidae.